Molecule: messenger RNA, 999 nt
Organism: Didymodactylos carnosus
Lineage: Eukaryota; Metazoa; Rotifera; Eurotatoria; Philodinida; Philodinidae
Source: the annotation of a GenBank genome assembly
AUGAACGAAUUUGAUGAAAAAUUAAAACGACGUUUAGAACAAUUUGAACAAGAGAGACAAGUACAACGACAAAUAAUGACAAGAUUACAAGAAAGAAAAGAAGCUGAUAUAGAAGCUCGCCUACGACGAGAUCGAGAUCGUCAAGUACGUGUGGAUCGUGAUAUACGUGAUUUAAAACUAAGACGUAUGUCAGAAGAAGAACGUUCAUUAGAAGCAAAAAAAGAACAAGCACGACUAUCAAAACAUGUUCGUUUACCUGAUUCUCCUCCCUCGUCACAGCAACAACAAGAGCAUGAAACAACAAUGAAGCAUUCAAUAUCAGCUAGCCAUAUUCCACAUACAACAGGAUCUUCCUCCUCGUCUUCUACUAUAACCUCAUCAUCAGUCAAAACAAAUGGUUCAUCGUCUACAGUUAUCAAUCGUGCACAAUAUCAGAUGGAUCAACAGCAGAAACCUUCAAUGACGACUAAUGUUUCGACCGAAAAAGUAGCCAUCUCACCUCCACCUCCACCACCACCACCGAUUCGAGAUGUUUCCUUUGCUGUAACAAGUAAUUUGAAAAAUACAUUUUUACAACGACCUUCAACGCAAUUACCAACAACCCAACAUCUUCAGAAUGGACGCGAUCAUCCAUUAUAUCGUGAAUUGAGCCCUCCCAUGCCAUCUCCACCUCCUCUGGUUCCUGAUCAAACAUCGCAACAAUCAAAUAAUAAUAAUAAUGUCGUUGAUAUUCCUGUAUCAUCACUGGAUGCUGUUGAACGCAUAACAGCUGAAUUAGUUCGACGUGAUGAUCUAUUUAAUUAUGAUUCAACAACAAAUGUUCCAAGUGUUAUUGGUGCACAGGAAUUUUAUAUUGAUCCACGUACACGUGCAAAAAAAGGAAAACAAUCACUUAUACAGGAUAAUAAAGAGAAUUUAAGUGGUGAAACAAUGACAUUUACACAAAAAUUAAAAUUUUUUACACAAGAAAAACAAAACCAAAAUGAGGAUGAUAAUUAA